CGGGUAUGUAAAGCUUGCGGCGUGUUACUGCUGGAGGGGUUCGAUGCUGCGACAACGCAACAUACCUACUGUUAUACAGAGUGACCGGUACGUCGCUGUCAUUGUGUUUACAUACAACGAGCGCACCAAAUGCUGUUGUACUGAUCACCAGCUCAGGCCUGAGGCCAACCUCGGCGCGGCGGCCCGGGGCUCCGCGCUACCUGAGUGCGCCACAACCUGGCCACAACAAGCCACAACUUGAACGUAACGUAGCAACCACGGUCCACAACAACUUGAAUUGGAACAAGCAGUAUAUCUACAGCGCUUCCAGCAAUCAAUAAAGAACCUCCUCCGAGGUCUUGGUUUGAGGUGAGUACGCACCUACUGUAUGGACGGGCAGAAGCGAGCCACCGUGGCUGAAAGCCUGAGCGCGGCAUGGAUCCGGGCAGCGCGAACAGCCUUCAUGGCUUUGCUGGCGGACAGUGCACAUUCGUCCAGCCAUUUCGCUGUUGCCGCGAUUAAGCACAGCGGUGCUACCCGGGCCUCCAAGCCUCGUAUCACUGUCCUUGACCUUCCACCGGAGAUCCUCAUCAUCAUCAUCGACUAUGCGAGCCAUGCUGUCUGUCAUCCACAGAUACAACAAGGUCACGCUUUUGGAAUUCAUAUCGCUGCUCUGCCGCCGUACGACGAUCCGAAUCCCCGAUACCCCUUCCCGGAAUGUUUUGCGUCUGUCUCUCCUUUGUGGCGGGAGGCGAUGUCUAUCUCCUCGGUUUUUUGGCCGCACUUUGUCAUAUGGAUCGGCAGAGAUCCAACCCCACUGCCUAGAAUCCGCGAGUACCUUGCUUGGUCGCGGGACCGCCCCCUCCACAUCUACAUCUUGCGCAGGCUCGACCCGUCCGCGUCUCUACAGGCUCCCUGGGAGAGGGCACAGGUGAAGGCCGUCAUCAGAGUGCUUCUGCCAUCGAUCAGGCGGUGGGAGACCUUGUGUAUGAAGGUCCUGCGUGCGAGCUCAAUCCCGCUUCCGUGUCUCGACCUCGUGGGGCGCGCAGACAUGCUCGAGACGCUUGUUCUAGAUUUCUUGAUAGACGAUCUAGUCUAUCGCGAGGAAAUGGACUCACACCUGGCCGGUGCGCUCCACACUCCCGCGUUGAAGAAAUUAUCCAUGGGUGGUGUUCACUUCCGCUGGUUGUUUGUCGGACCCUUCCCCCUCCUAGCCAUGCCACCCAACCUCACCUUCCUUUCCAUCGCGGGCUACAGCCGACAUGACGCGCCCUUCCUCGUUUUCGACCUGCUCACUUGUCUCAGGAGCUGUUGGAGCCUGCGUGGUCUCACAUUGGACAAUCUCCAUCUCCUUUGUUGGGAAUCGCACGGCGAAAUCUUCGACAUGCAGCACUGGCAGGCCGACGUUCACUUCAUCGACAUGGACGCCAGCGUCAUCGCAGAAUAUAGCCGGCUUCUCGGUCAUCCCUGCGUUGAGCGGAUGUCGUACACGCGUUGCUGGGCCCCUGCUGGGUUCCAUGAACUCAGGUUGCCGGAAUCUGACUGCGUCAAGCUGGAAGAAAUCCACGAUGCCACGACGCUUCUCACCCUCUUCACCACCGUUCCGUACGACAGUCAAUUCCGGGAUGCGUGGUUCAAAAACUGCGAUGGUCUAACCACGGACAUAAUGAACAAGCUCGCGGGGCGCGUGCGGAUUGCUGGGCCAGAAGCGGAAAACCCUUGGUUCUACCUGUGCCCGUACCUCGAGGCGCUGACGAUCGAAGGGUGCAAGCAGUUCAGCAGCACGGACGUGCGUGUGGUAUUUGAGAUGCGGCUCAAAUUACAUGAAGAAACGGGAUUUGUAGGUCCAGACGAUCCGGGAUUUCUCGUGUUGUCGCUGCAGUAUUUGAAUGUUCGCGAUUGCUGCGACCUUGCGCCCGAAGACAAGGAGUGGUUCCACGCGAACGUUCGACUAGUUGUCUGGGAUGACUGGGUAGGAGGAUAUGGAUUUACCGCGUAAGAGGUGAUCUCUUCGAUGCGUAGUAGACAUGUGCCCACUUCAGCAUGAUCGCUCAUGCGAUCACGGUUCGGAUGCCGCUUGGAAGUAAUAUUAUAAUAAUAGGUAUUUACUAUUCAUCCAUAGUAUACCUAGGCCUGACACCGUGACGCACGUAUCCCACAGUGUACAUUACGUACAUAUAUAGUUUAACACUGAGACUGCUACUGAAGUAUUCAUAUUCAUUUCCGAGCUACGCCGUGUUGUCGC
This is a messenger RNA of Rhodofomes roseus, 2224 nucleotides long. RefSeq lists its product as uncharacterized. The transcript has 2 exons. The record is from RefSeq and is a predicted model, not a curated record. NCBI's taxonomy places the organism in Eukaryota, Fungi, Basidiomycota, Agaricomycetes, Polyporales, Fomitopsidaceae. Bases 368 to 1978 code for a protein of 536 amino acids.